This is a messenger RNA of Carassius carassius (crucian carp), 3085 nucleotides long. RefSeq names its product malignant fibrous histiocytoma-amplified sequence 1. Gene Ontology annotation, molecular function: protein binding. Lineage: Eukaryota; Metazoa; Chordata; Actinopteri; Cypriniformes; Cyprinidae. The record is from RefSeq and is a predicted model, not a curated record. The transcript is spliced from 10 exons. The coding region runs from base 114 to 2594 and encodes 826 amino acids.
AAAAUCAUUUGUACUGCUCUGUUAAAAGUCCGUCCCUACUUUGCUCUAUGAGACAUAAGGAAGUAGAUCUGACACAUAGACGAGCGAAAGAGUUUCUUUAGCCUCUCAUCAACAUGCCCCUUUUAAAUGGAAAUCAAAAUGGCAAAAAAGAAGAAAACUUUGCUGGAAAGAAACUCAGAGCCCUUCCCUAUGAGCUACUUCAGAGGGGUGGAGAUGCAGUCAAGGUAGAUCUACAGAAAAACAGACUCAAACAGAUCACUGGUAUCAAUCAGCUGAAAAACCUGACGGAGCUCAUCCUGUGCAGGAAUGAGUUCACUGAUUUCCCUGUGGACAUUAGAGGGUUACACCAGUUGGAGAAACUUUAUAUCCAUCAGAACACUAUCAAAACCAUUCCAGAAAAUGUUUUUCCAUCCUUGGAGAAACUUCGAUUUCUAAAGUUGAGCACCAAUCGACUUGAACAGCUACCCCAGGACAUAAACAGGUGCCAACAUCUCAUCUACCUAAACCUGUCCAACAACUGCCUGAGGGAUUUGGAUCCUGUUGUGGGCCUUUCACACCUAAAAGAACUUUAUGUCGAGAGGAACCGGUUAGCUGACCUACCAGAACUACUCUUUCAAAACAGUAGCUUAACUCUGUUCAAAGCUAAUGGUAACCCUCUUAGAAAGCCCCCUCAGGAGGUGUGUGCAGGGGGAUUGAAAGAUAUCCAGAACUACUUUGCGAUGCUUGAGGCGAACGCCCCAAAUCAGAAAACUGUGAAGACUAUGUUUCUGGGGAACUCCAUGGCAGGGAAAUCCACUCUGUGCUGUAGUCUGAAGCAGGGUUGCUCUGUACCAGUGGACAAGGAUAAUCGUACGGUAGGGAUCGAAAUCAGUGAAGUCGAUAUUGAGGGUAUUCGUUUUAUCUUUUGGGACUUUGCUGGACAAGAGGAAUACUACAUCACCCAUCAUGUGUUUAUAACAGCUCAAGCCUUUGUCAUACUUGCCAUCAACCUUUCCAGUUACAACAUGGAUGCCCAGAGUUUCAAGGAGAAUGUGGGAUUCUGGAUCAAAAAUCUUCAGGUUAGGAUACCAGACUCAGUAGUUCUGCUUGUGGGCACUCAUGUUGACCAAUGCACAGAUGAGAAUGAUGUGAAAGAAAAGAAAAAACACAUCAGAGACCAGGUGAAUGAAAUGGUUAAAACACAUAUAGCUAAUUUAGAGCAGCACAAGAAGAACUUCCAGGAUAAGGAGGAUUCAUCUUUGUACUAUGACCAGAUAAAUCAGAUUGAAAGACUGAUUGAGUACAAACUAAAGGUACUUGACCUUGUACCUAUAGAUUGCACGAAAAAGGAGGACAUUGUCAAGCUAGGUGAUCAUAUCAAAAGUGUGGUUUUAAACACAGAUACAUUCCCCAGCAUAGAACAGACAUUACCUAGAAGCUACUAUGAGGUGGAGAAGGAUAUCAGAGAACUUCUGAAAAACGGUGACAUUGCUGAGCAUGGAAUUGUGAGUCAGACCACACUCUUGUAUGAUCUGAAGAAAAGACAUAGUACACUGGACGAUGAGAAACUUAAGUUAAUUCUUCAGUAUCUCCACCGAAUUGGAGUCAUUAUGUGGUACAAGGAAAUCCCAGAAUUGACUGGUUCUUUGUUUGUAGAACCACCAUUCCUCAUCUCAUUGUUUAAGGCUAUUGUGAGGCAUGACCUAGUGCUGGAACUGAACAAGAUUUCCUCUGCACAGCUGAAAUCAGAAAAUGCGCUUACAGUACAAAAGAAAAGAUGGAUCAGCGACUAUAAAUACAGAGCAUCCUUAAACAAUGUGGCUAUCAGGAUCCUAGUGCGUACUGAGCUCCAGAAUACAUAUCGCAUUACUGAUGAAGAUCUAAUUGAGGAGGUGGUUGGGUCCAAUAAGAAGGAAGGAAGUCUCCUUUCACUACUAAAACACUUUGAUGUAUGCUUGUCGACCAAACAUAACAGUCCUCUCAAUCCAAAAGCCAACGAAUUCUGUCCGAAGACAAAAUGGGUGGCCUCAAAUCCGAUUGUGUAUGAGCCAGAUGCUUGUCUGUUCCCAAGUUAUCUUCCAGACAACAAACAGGUAGAGCAAAAGUGGGAAUCAGACAAUCCAGAGGACCUAAAUAUCCAUGUUUACUUCCUACCUGAGAUACCACAUGGUUUCUUUCACAGGCUUGCCAUCAGGGCAUGCUCCUUAUACUCUCCAUACUGGAUCGGAAAAGACCAGUGUAUGCUGUGCUGUGGUGACAGACGGUUUCUACUCAGAGAACGCCGUGAGGAGGACCAGUUUAUCGAGAUCCGCUGCAAAGAGAAUGAGCUGGAAACUUCAGAAGACAUCCAGAAAGCAUGGGAAGUGAUAAGGAAGAUUAUGAUACGGCUGAACAAACUGACAGAACAGUGGCAAGGGUUGUGCCUGACUGUCCACACUCCCUGUAAAUCCAGUGACUGUGACGAAUACUUUGAAUGGAAUGACUGGCAAGAAUGGUUAGAAGAUUCAGGGACAAGCAAGUUUAAUAUAGGACUUGAGGAAAAACAUACUUGCCCUAAUGGACACCAACGAAGGACGGAGUUGCUGUUCCCUAGAACUCCUGAUGCUUCGACCUAAAGACAGGGCAUAUGGAACAAACAAUAGCACUUGAGUUGAUGUGAAUGACUGUUGAAGACUAGUGUCAUUCCUUAAACAUUGUGAAACACAACUUGAAUAUUUACGUACUGUAAUUAAUUAAAAUACCAACUUGCACAGACAAUAGCAUUGUAAUGUUUCCAGCACAUUACAUAAAUUGUAAUAGUUCCAAAACUAGCCUAUAUAAUACUUACUAUAAUUAAUGUAUAUUUCUUGACUGAAAUGAAGGGAUCCAAGAUUAUUUUAGGGAACAUAGACAAGUUUUGUGUGGUGGAUAUGUUGUCUUGUAGAAACAUAUUGUCACCGCUAGGGGGUGAUCGUUAUACAUUUAUGUUCCAAGGUUUUUUUUUUGGUUUUUUGUUUUUGAGGACUGUUUGUGGAGAGUAAAAUAUUGCUGCUGUGGAGUCCAGGCUUGAACAUGUAAUGAAUUGUUCAAUAAAGUUAUACAGAUACAAAAGUAUCAUUGGGUUUAC